AUGGAUCCUAGAAUGCCAAACUAUCCCUACGGAAGCAGUCAAGACAAUGGUCAUGGUAAUAUACCUCCGCAGAGUCUUUACCCCACGCCGGCGACUGGGCAAGACCCUUAUGGACAAGCUUGGCAACAACAAGGGCAACAACAGUGGAAUCAUUAUCCAGAGUGGACAUUUGAAGAUUAUAGCAACCCAGCCUCUGCUCCCGUAUAUCCCCAAGCCAUGCAGGGGUACCCUGUCCCAAUGGAUGCUCAGUACCAACAUUUUGAUCCAUCUGCAAUGCAACAGCAGACCACAGCUGGUUAUCAAAUGCCAAGUGAUCCCUUGGUAUACAAUCCAGCCAUGAAUCCGCAGCAAAGUGCCCACUGGUCUCAGAGCUCUCAGCCUUCUCAGACUAUUCAGCCACAAGUGCCAUUAUAUCCUAAUCAAACAGCUCCAAGAACCGUCCCAGUUCCUCAGAGAGAGCUUCUGACGACAAUCAAGCCGAAAGGAGGUGGCAAUGUUCUCACUGCCCAGCAAAAUUCAAUAGGAAGCGAGACACAACUCGACAUAUUCGAUCAGUUCAUACAGGGGAGUCUCCGUGGUUUUGUAGUGGUUGUAGAAAUGGUUUCGUUCGUAGUGACGCUCGUCUCGCACACUGGAGGCGUGAACCCCAUUGCCAUGCCUUACAUCAACAAUUUGGAGAUGGAGAAGACUAGAAAAGAGCCGAUCUGGGGACUCUAUAAUACCCAAUAUGGCGUAAAGACUACUCUA
Messenger RNA from Acaulospora colombiana, 747 nucleotides. The record is from the annotation of a GenBank genome assembly. Lineage: Eukaryota; Fungi; Glomeromycota; Glomeromycetes; Diversisporales; Acaulosporaceae.